AUGACAGGUAAGAGCGAUGCUGCGCUCUAUCCAAGCGGAGCCGGUUGCGCGGUUUUACGCGCGGCGGCACUUCUAUGGUCAUCUAAAAAGACACCGAGCUUUCCUGCGUCUAUCUUGAUCGUGUCAGUGAUGUUACUGUCCUCGAUCCAGUCAACAUCAGCUCAUCCUCAGUGCUUGGACUUCAAGCCACCUUUUAAACCUCGAUGGCACCUGGAGUUUUGCAGACAGUAUGAACAGUUUGGCUGCUGCGACCAGAGAACAGACAACAUGAUCGCAGAAAGGUAUUGGGACAUCAUUGAACAGCUGGAAACGGCAGGUUAUGAGCUCUGUACAGACAUGCUGAAGGAAAUUAUGUGCCAGGAAUGCUCUCCAUAUGCCGCCCACCUGUAUGACGCUGAGGACCCCUACACACCUGUCAGAGAACUUCCUGGUCUUUGCUUUGACUACUGCUCUGAGUUUCAUGGCAAAUGUCGCCAUGUGCUUAAAUAUUUAACAGUGAACCAGCUGCUGCUGUACGCCUCAGAGCAGGACGUAACCACAUUCUGCAGCAUGGUGGACCUGUCUGACCCAGACUACUGCUACCCCAAUGUUUUGAAGAGCCCUGAUCUCAAUAGUAACCUGGGACGAGUAGUGGAGGACCCCAGAGGUUGCCUACAAUUGUGUCUGACUGAGGUGGCCAAUAAUCUCAGAAACCCAGUGCUGAUGCUGCACAGCGGUGAUGACACACACCGAAUGUUUAUUGCAGAACAGGUAGGCUUUGUUUGGGUUUACCUGCGUGAUGGCAGCCGGCUGGAACAGCCUUUCCUGGAUAUGAGUGGAGAGGUAUUGACCACCCCGUGGCUGGGGGAUGAGAGAGGAUUCCUGGGAAUGGCUUUCCACCCAAAGUAUCGGGAUAAUGGACGCUUCUUUAUUUACUAUUCCAUCCAGGUCAACAGUGAGCUGGAGAAAAUCAGAAUCAGUGAGAUGAAGGUGUCAGCCUAUGACAUGAAUGUGGCUGAUCCCUACUCAGAGAGGGUCAUAUUAGAGAUUGAGGAGCCAGCUGCGAACCACAAUGGAGGCCAGCUGCUUUUUGGUGUAGAUGGUUAUUUGUACAUCUUCACUGGCGAUGGUGGAAAAGCUGGGGAUCCAUUUGGGAAGUAUGGCAACGCACAAAACAAGAGUGCUUUCCUGGGAAAAGUGCUUCGCAUCGAUGUGGAUGAAAGUGACCCCAGUGGGAAGCCAUACAGAAUCCCCUGGGAUAACCCAUUCCUCGGGGACCCAGGUGCUCGGCCAGAGGUGUUUGCAUACGGGGUGCGAAACAUGUGGCGAUGUUCUGUGGACCGUGGCGACCCGGUGAGCGGCUACGGCAGGAGUCGGAUAUUCUGCGGAGAUGUUGGUCAAAACCGCUAUGAGGAGAUUGACAUUAUUAUCAAGGGAGGGAACUAUGGAUGGAGGGCCAAAGAGGGCUUUGAGUGCUAUGAUAUGAAACUGUGCCAAAACUCCUCCCUGAAUGACAUCCUCCCUAUAUUUGCAUACAGCCAUCAUGUUGGAAAGUCUGUGACAGGGGGGUAUGUCUACAGAGGAUGUGAAUCACCCAAUCUGAAUGGCUUGUACAUUUUUGGAGACUUUAUGAAUGGCCGAAUCAUGGCGUUAGAGGAAGACAAGACAACAGGAAACUGGAAAGAGAGGAGUGUCUGUAUGGGUGAUACACAGACUUGCUCUUUUCCUGGACUCAUCAAUCAUCACCACAAGUUCAUCAUCUCAUUUGCUGAAGAUGAAGCAGGGGAGUUGUAUUUUCUGGCCACAUCAUACCCCAGUGCCAUGUCUCCUUUUGGAACAGUGUUUAAAUUCAUGGACCCCUCCAGGAGAGCACCUCCUGGGAAAUGCAAGCAAAAGCCGCUCCCUGUCAAAGUGAGGGGGAAAAAGUUUCCAUUUGUGCCAAGGGAAUUGACUGUGCUGGGCACAAAUGAAAAACCAACCAGACCACCACCAAGAAAGUUCAAACUCACCACAAAACCGCCGGUGAAGAACAGCCAGGCCAAACCUACGACAACCGCAGCCGGCAACACGACGGCGGGCACUGGUGUAAAGGUGAAACCAAAAUCAUCUGACAAGGAAGCGAGGAAGCAAAAUACGCUGAAACCAUGGAAGAAAGACAAAAUGCUGAACAAGAAGAAAGCCAACACAAAAAUGGAGAAGAAUACUUUGAAGCAGAAUGCUAAGAAGACAUCUGUCAGCGUCAAAGACAAAUUAAAAUCAAAGAUGAAUCAAACUGCCACAGACACUUUAAACAUGUCAAAAGCCUACAAUAGCCUGAAAGAUAACAAAAUCCACACAAAGAGAAAGAUCCCCCAAAGGAAAGCUGCACAGAAGCAAAGCGGACCAAAGAUGAACAUUAAAGAAUCUGCAAAAGAGUAUCCUGCCUUUGUGAAACAAACUAAGACAAACCUCAAUGUAAAACGCAACAGAACAGUGACAGCACAGCUUAAGGUGAAGAGCAAGAAAAUAUGA
Messenger RNA from Archocentrus centrarchus (flier cichlid), 2490 nucleotides. RefSeq names its product HHIP-like 2 (gene hhipl2). The coding region runs from base 1 to 2490 and encodes 829 amino acids. NCBI's taxonomy places the organism in Eukaryota, Metazoa, Chordata, Actinopteri, Cichliformes, Cichlidae. The record is from RefSeq and is a predicted model, not a curated record. The transcript has 9 exons.